CAUAGAUUGACGUCUGAAGCCACCAAUAAUGUUUGCGAAAAAGAAUAAUAUUUAUCUCUCACUUGAUGGCGACUGUUCUGUCAGAUGACCUAAAGAAGCAUUAUAACAUGGUGUGGGAAAUUAAGAGUCCUCUGAGCAGCAGCAGUAGUAUGUUGGAUAUCCCAGGGCCAGAGGCAGGUAGAGACCAGGGAUUGGUCCUGCUCCAGUGUGAAGAACAGCUGCCCUCCUCCCCCGGUUGCCCCACCAGUGACAGCCACAUGGAAUACGAUGACCUCCCGGAGCUGGAGGAGGUGGAGGAGGACCAGACAGCCCCCACCGUGUUUCAAGUGGGGGCAGGGGUGUCCCAUCAGGAACGUGACGGACACACACAGACUCAUACGGCCGGGCCCCUGGACACACACUGGCUCACACAGCUCGCUCACAUCGCCACAGGCCCCCAGAGUCCCCUGCUACAGGGUUCCACUCAGGUCAUCAGGUCAACUCCCGUCCACAUCUUUGGCACCAGUAGCAACCUCCAUUCCUACGCACGGCCUCCCCACACCCGGCCUCCCCUGACCUCCAGCAGCCUGCCCUCUAGAGGCCAACACAGGGAGCGCAGCAGGCGAGUCAGGGUCAGUAGUGAGUGUGAGUCUGCUGUGUCCUGUCACUCCUCUGUGUCUGAUGACGAGGACAUGGGCUGGAGCCACUCCUGGCCACCUACUGCUUGGCACUGCUUCCUCAAAGGCACUCGUCUGCGGUUCCAUAAGGGUUCUAGUGUGGAGUGGCAGGAUGCUGAGGAACUGGUGUCAGACGAAGACUCAGAUGAUGAGGCAGAGGCUAUAACCCACCCCCUGAAGGGCUAUGGUCGUGAGGGCCUGAGGCUGGUGUCCCAGACAGAGAGCCGGGCGUUCGGCCAGUCCGUCCUCAAGCUGACCUUUGACCCAGGUGCCUGUGGGGAGUGUCUUCUGUCCGCUGAGUGUCAGCUGGACCACCCGUUCUACGUCAGAAACAAAGGCUGGUCGUCGUUCUACCCCAGUCUGACCGUGGUGCAGUAUGGGAUCCCGUGCUAUGAGGUGAUGGUGGGAGACGUGUGUCUGCCUCCUGGACACAGAGAUGCCGUCCACACUGACAACUCCUUGGUGUUCGACACGUUCAGGAGUUAUGACUUCACUCCCCUGGACUCGUCAGCGGUGUACGUUCUGAGCAGCAUGGCCCGGCAGCGUAGGGCCUCCCAGUCCGGCGGGGGCGCCGUCAGCCCCGACCAAGACACACACCGCAACAAGCCAAUUAAGAGCCAGCAGGACUCGGGAGCAGCCGGCGGGGCUUCGCCCACAAAGUGCAAGCGGCCAAUGAAUGCAUUCAUGCUAUUCGCAAAGAAGUUCAGGUUGGAGUACACCCAGAUGUACCCUGGGAAGGACAACAGAGCGAUCAGUGUGAUCCUGGGAGAGAAGUGGAAGAAGAUGCGAGGAGAGGAGAGGAGGAUGUACACCACGGAGGCCAAGGCUCUGGCUGACGAGCAGAAGAGACUCAACCCUGACUGCUGGAAACGCAAGAGAACCAACUCAGGUUCCCAGGGGAACUAAGAGGCGCAGACACACGAGAGAGGGAUGAGGCAGAUGACAGGAGAAAAUGGAGGGGAAGGCAAACCAAGAAGAGGGGUGUAUGGGGGGAGGCAGUACAUGCUCAUACCAGCUACCACUCCUGAGUUGAGGAAGACACGCACGCACGCACACACACACUUUAGAGCCAGCUACACUUCCUGUGACGUUACUCUACUGUGAUUCGGGGGAAUGCUUGCUUUCUAAACAAAUAGAGAUUUAUGUAAGAAAAAAAAAAAAUAUAUAGAUAUAUACAGUGUAUAUAAUAUACUAACUGUGCUUGAAUAUAAGAUAUUUUUUUAAUGUCCGACUUGCCUUAAUCUUCCAAAGCAAGAUUGUAUUCUUUUUAAAUCAUUUUGAUUAAUUUCAGGUCAUUUCAUACCUUAUAGCUUGAAAAACAUGAGCCCAUGUGGUGCUGUAGAGUAGAAAAGGGGGAGGUGAAAACUAAACGAGAUCAGUCUAGGGAAUUUAAAAAUGCUUCCGAUUAUUCUUAUGCCUAUAUUUGUAUAACUCAAUAUAUUAUUGCACACAAAAAAAUCUGAUUUUGUACAUAUAUACAGGGGAAGGGAGGGAGGGGUGGG
Molecule: messenger RNA, 2158 nt
Organism: Oncorhynchus masou masou (cherry salmon)
Lineage: Eukaryota; Metazoa; Chordata; Actinopteri; Salmoniformes; Salmonidae
Product: HMG box-containing protein 1-like
Exons: 11
Coding region: 66-1562 (498 amino acids)
Biological process (GO): regulation of transcription by RNA polymerase II
Cellular component (GO): nucleus
Molecular function (GO): RNA binding; DNA-binding transcription factor activity, RNA polymerase II-specific; protein binding
Source: RefSeq, a predicted model, not a curated record